Paramecium octaurelia is the source of this 908-nucleotide messenger RNA. The record is from the annotation of a GenBank genome assembly. Lineage: Eukaryota; Ciliophora; Oligohymenophorea; Peniculida; Parameciidae.
UAUAGAUCAAAAUGAAUAAUACAAAGACAUCUAUCCCCACCUUCAUUCUCAAAACCUAUCAAAUGUUGGAGGUAUGAAAUCAAUUGCCUAAUUUAAAGGAUCAAAAGAGUACAAAUGUAAUUAGUUGGACUUCCUAAGGAACUGCAUUUAUAGUGUACAAUUAAGUGUUAUUGGAAAAAGAAGUCUUAUAGAAUUUCUUUAAGCAUAGCAAUUAUUCCAGCUUUGUAAGGUAUAGAAAGUAGAAUAUGAUUGUAGAUAAUUGAAUUUAUAUAAUUUUAAAAAAGUGAAAUCAAAUGAAGGUUAAAUAUUCAAACAUAAAUGUUUCCGCAAAGGCAUGAAGUAAUUUUAAAAAUUUAAACUUAGAUCAAUGUUAUAGUUUAUAAAAAGAAAGAAUUAGGAUGAAUCAGCAGUUGGUUCUAACCCUCUAGUCUAAGAAGAGCCAAGUAUUUCUGUAAUAUAUUAAAUAGUCAUCCAUAUCAAGGAGGAAUAGAAUUUAUUUAAGGAGUGUGCCAUUGACAUCAAAGAAACGAACAAUAAACUAAAAGAGGAUAUGAAAUUAUUAUAAGAAACAUCUUCAUAUUUAAUUGAUUAAAUGCAAAAUCUUAAUCAUGUAUUUAUUAAAUAAGACACCAUAGUUUGUUUAUAACUAGAGUGUUGAUAUAGAAGUCAAAUUCAAAUAAGUUGGAUAAAUGUUGCAUGCAAUAAAUGAAGAACUGAGGCAAGAGAGUAAGAAUUGAAUCUAUAAAUGUAAGAUAAAAGUGAACCUAUUACAAACAAAUUUAUAGACAAAAAGGAAGAUUGUUUUUAAGAAUCAAAAAUUGGUUCUCCAAACCCAUAUGUGGAUUACAAUAGCACAGCACUCAAUCCAUUGGAUUAUGAGUAUUUUAUAGACUCAUUUUUAUGAAAAC